GUGAACUAUAGUUUCAUGGUUUUUAUAGUGGUUUGUUUUCAGUUUUGGUGGGUGUUCGCUGACAUCAAAAUUGAAUUUGAAUAUGUACAUCUACAAUAAAUCAUGUUAAUUAAAAAUUAAAUAUAUUGCUAUAUUUCAUAUAGAUUAAACUGACAGUUUGAUUUCAGCAUAUAUUUUGAAAUGGAAAAAUUUUAGAGGGGUUUUGGUAAGUUUUGCUCUGUGUUGAAUUUAUUCCUUCCAAUCAAAUGUAUUAUUUUUCCAAAUUAAUUGCGCUCUUCUAUAGUCAGCAUCGCUUGGUUUCAGUGAAGGGAUUAGAAUGACUUUUCAAGGCAUGAUAAUGUCUGUUUAAAGGAAAGAAAGGGAAAAAAGCAUUAACUAGAGCUUAAGAUUAAUUCCAGCAACUAAGGAGAUAAAAAUGACGCUAAAGAAGACAAUUUAGUUUUUUAAUAUAUGUAUGUUAACUUGCUUUGAGAUCAGCAUUUUGUAUUUCAGGGUAGUCCCUUAGAUGAAGUAAGAUGUUUUCAUUUGUAACCUGAAGGGGACAUGGCCUCACUUCAUGGUGUUAGGGCUGGAAUACUUUCUGCCUUCCGUAGGGAUGAGCACUGUUUAUCUGACUGUAGCUCAGGGUCAGAGUCAGAAGGAGAUUUACUACAGUUUAGAACUGCCAGUGACAACAAAAUAGGAGGAAAAUUAAGACAAAAUAACAGGACAGUGUUGCAGAGGAAAAUGCCGUAUAUAAAAAAAAUUAUGAAUGAGAAAUAAUAAAAAGUCUGGGGGUGUGCUUUAAUAGGAGACAAGCUGAAAGGGAUGUUUUGGGGUACAGAAUUGUAGCUCUUGUUAUUUCACAAAAAUUAAUAUUGUUGUGAUUGGUUAUACAUGGCUACAUUGGCCGUGUAUAAAUUCAUAAAGGAUUAUGUUGCCAUCACAGCAGACUUACAAAUUAAGAGCUUUGAGUUCGGAGAAGAAACUCAAGUUAGAGAGCCUUUUUUACCUCAUUAUGUGCCAGGUCCUAGGGUUCCAUCUCAAGUAUUGCAAAAAAAAGGGGGAGGGCAUAAGGUUCAAAUGAGGAACAUCUUACAUUAUCUUUUUUUCUCUUUCUUGCUUUUCCUUCCCCUAGCACUGGGGACUGAACCCUGGGCCUUGCUCAUGCUAAGUGUACUAGGACUAAGUUCUGUCAUUAGUUUUGAAAUUUCAUUUUGAGACAAGGUCAUGCUAAAUUGCUCAGGUUGGCCUUGAUCUUGUAUAUAUUGUUGUUUAAGCAUUCUGAGUAGCUAGGAUUGCAGUCAUGUACCACCAUGCCAGUAUGUCAACUUUUAAUAUGAUUUUAAUUUUUUCAGUGUUGUGGAUUUGACCUAGGGUUCUGCAAGCUAGAUAAAAUACUAUGUCACUGAGCAUUGUUCUCCGUUUUUAUUUGGUCUUUAAAAAAAAAAUACAUAUAUGUAUAACAUAUAUUUUUUUUUUCUUUUUGAAAUGAAACUUCACUAUGGAGUUCAGAAUGAAUUUGAACUCACUUUGUAACCCAGGCUGGCCUGAAAGUCGCAGCAAUCUUCCUGCCUCUGCAUCCUGAGUGUUGGGAUUAUAGUUGUGCACCACCAUGCCUGGUCCCCAAACUCAUCUAAUAUGGUUUAAAUUUUUAAUCAAAUUUACAUACAUUUUUUCCUACUUUAUUAUUUAUGUUACUAGGAAGAUAGAAAUUUGCACAAGUAAUAAAUCAAUAAGAAUUUCGGGUUUUUGUUUUGUUUUGUUGUUCUAGUACUGUUGUUUUGUAAUAUUUUAGCUAUGUGAAAUGGUUAAGUGCAUGUUCCAGGAUAUAUCACAUUUGAAUUUUUCUGUAAAAUUCUCAGGAGAAAUCUGAAUUAUUUUUGUUUCUGUAUUUUGUAAGGCUAAAUUAAAUGUCACUUGAAUGUGAAAAGAACUGGCACCUUUGAUAAACAGUCCCCAAAGCAAACCACUUGUGAGUAAUCAUAACCUAAUUAUGAAUGUGAAUGUAAAAUUUGUUUUUAAAAAAUACGAAACAAGCAACGGAAAUAAAACACAGUAAACCACAUUAUACAAUUCUAGGAGAAAACAUCUCUACAUUUAAAGGUAGAAUUUUCAAUAGUAACAGUAAUAAGAAGAAAGAACUUUGGCAGCUGUCCAAAGUGAUUGUUGAGAGGGGGCAGCAAAUGGCCUGCACAGUGUGUGGCUGUGCAGAAGUUCCAGGGUGACACAUGCCUCACAAGCUGGUCACAAUGCAAGAGGUCAGGGGUCAUGUUCAAGAGCGGGGUGUUGCUGGAUAAGACUGAGGAAGCAGAGGUGGCCCCUCUGUGCUCAGUGUGUGGGUCUGUGUACUCCUUUCCCGUCAAAGCUGGCCCAGUGCAGCCAAAAAAGCGGUUCCUUGGCAGGGUUUAAUGGCAGGAUGAUGUAGUCUGUUGUGACUAGUGCAUUCCUUUCAGGUUAAACUAGGGAAAUGGCAUUGUGUUAAAAUUCCAAGUCGCAUGAAUGUUUUAUUGCCACAGUGCAUUUAGCCCUCCAGGGGAGUGUGUGUGGCUGCUGUGGGCUGGGGGUGGGGGUGACUUGCAGACUCAGGAACUAUCAGAAGAACACUUCCCUUGGAAAAUUUUACCCACCAGCAUGAGGCUGAUUUGCUGUGAUGGUCACUUAGAAGGGUUUUGCUUUUCCUAAACUGUGGCUGUUUAAAGUCUUGCAGUCUGGACAAUUAACAGCUGAAGAAAAUAUGACAAGACACACGCAAAGAGGUUGGGAGAUAGAGAGGAGGAAUGCGCCAGAAAGGAGCUGGGCUGCCUUCUUGUGUAAACUGCCCAAGAGAGGCUUCCCCCUCCCAGGCCUCCGUGCAUGUCCCUGCUUCCCAUGCUGUGUUUUGCUGCUGUCUGCCUGAAGGCCAAGACUGAUCUGUUAACCUUGCACUACUGACUGGGAGGCUGCUGCAGCUCAUGGUUCCAUUGGCAUGUGCUGGCAGAGUGCUGGGUGCAGACUUCUGCCCAAACCUGGAGGAGCCAGACCAGAGGCUGGAAGUCCAGGCCAUCCGAUGCACACUGGUAAAUUGUACGUGUGAAUGUUUUCAGCCAGGGAAGAUUAACCUGAGGACUUGCGAUCAGUGUAAACAUGGUUGGGUGGCACAUGCCUUGGACAAGCUCAGCACGCAGCACCUGUACCAUCCCACCCAAGUGGAAAUUGUGCAGUCCAACGUGGUGUUUGACAUCAGCAGCCUGAUGCUUUAUGGGACUCAGGCAGUGCCUGUGCGGCUAAAGAUCCUGCUGGACCGGCUCUUCAGUGUUCUGAAGCAAGAGGAAGUGCUGCACAUACUGCACGGCCUUGGCUGGACCCUGCGGGACUACGUCCGAGGAUACAUUCUUCAGGAUGCUGCCGGCAAGGUGCUAGACCGCUGGGCCAUCAUGUCUCGAGAAGAAGAAAUCAUCACCCUUCAGCAGUUUCUGCGGUUUGGAGAAACCAAAUCCAUUGUGGAGCUGAUGGCAAUUCAGGAGAAAGAAGGGCAGGCUGUCGCUGUACCAUCUUCAAAGACAGACUCAGAUAUAAGGACUUUUAUUGAGAGCAAUAAUCGCACCAGGAGUCCCAGCCUCCUUGCUCACUUAGAGAAUAGCAAUCCUUCCAGCAUUCAUCACUUUGAAAACAUCCCAAACAGCCUUGCAUUUCUGCUUCCAUUCCAGUAUAUAAAUCCUGUCUCAGCUCCACUUCUAGGGUUGCCUCCAAAUGGGCUACUUUUAGAGCAACCUGGACUGAGGCUCCGAGAACCAAGCCUUUCGACCCAAAAUGAGUAUAAUGAGAGCAGUGAGUCAGAAGUAUCUCCCACACCUUAUAAGAAUGAUCAGACGCCCAAUAGAAAUGCCCUGACCAGCAUUACUAAUGUGGAGCCCAAAACCGAGCCAACAUGUGUCUCUCCCAUUCAGAAUUCUGCUCCAGUCAGUGAUCUAACCAAAACUGAACACCCGAAAAGCUCUUUCCGGAUUCACCGGAUGAGAAGGAUGGGAUCAGCCUCUAGGAAAGGAAGAGUGUUCUGUAAUGCAUGUGGGAAGACAUUCUAUGACAAAGGUACCCUCAAAAUUCAUUAUAAUGCUGUUCACCUAAAGAUUAAACACCGCUGCACCAUCGAAGGUUGCAACAUGGUCUUUAGCUCCCUCCGAAGCCGUAAUCGGCACAGUGCAAACCCCAACCCACGCCUUCAUAUGCCUAUGCUAAGAAAUAAUCGAGACAAAGAUUUAAUUCGAGCCACAUCAGGAGCUGCCACCCCUGUCAUAGCAAGUACAAAAUCAAAUCUCACACUCACAAGCCCUGGCCGGCCCCCUAUGGGUUUUACUACUCCCCCACUAGACCCUGUCUUACAGAAUCCUCUCCCUAGUCAGCUGGUAUUUUCUGGACUAAAAACUGUACAACCAGUUCCUCCAUUUUAUAGAAGUUUACUCACUCCAGGGGAAAUGGUGAGUCCUCCAGCCUCCCUCCCCACCAGUCCUAUCAUUCCAACUAGUGGUACCAUGGAACAGCACCCCCAACCACCCUCUGAGCCAGUAGUGCCAGCAGUGAUGAUGGCCACCCAUGAGCCCAGUGCCGAUUUGGCACCCAAGAAAAAGCCCAGGAAGUCAAGCAUGCCUGUAAAGAUUGAGAAGGAAAUUAUUGAUACUGCUGAUGAGUUUGAUGAUGAAGAUGAUGACCCCAAUGAUGGUGGAACUUUGGUUAAUGACAUGAGCCAUGACAAUCACUGCCACUCCCAAGAAGAGAUGAGCCCAGGCAUGUCUGUGAAGGACUUUUCUAAGCAUAACAGGACCCGGUGCAUUUCAAGGACUGAAAUAAGAAGAGCUGACAGUAUGACAUCUGAGGACCAGGAGCCUGAACGGGACUAUGAGAAUGAGUCUGAGUCUUCAGAGCCCAAACUAGGUGAGGAAUCCAUGGAAGGAGAUGAGCACCUUCACAGUGAGGUGAAUGAAAAAGUCCUGAUGAAUAGUGAGAGGCCUGAUGAAAACCACAGUGAGCCCUCUCACCAGGAUGUCAUCAAGGUGAAGGAAGAAUUUACAGAUCCCACUUACGACAUGUUUUACAUGAGCCAGUACGGACUGUACAAUGGUGGGGGGGCCAGCAUGGCUGCCUUGCAUGAAAGUUUUACAUCGUCUCUGAAUUAUGGCAGCCCCCAGAAGUUCUCCCCAGAAGGAGAUCUGUGUUCCAGCCCAGACCCAAAAAUUUGUUAUGUGUGCAAGAAAAGUUUUAAAAGCUCCUACAGUGUGAAGCUUCACUACAGAAAUGUUCACUUAAAAGAGAUGCAUGUCUGCACAGUGGCUGGCUGCAAUGCUGCCUUCCCUUCUCGUCGAAGCAGAGACAGAAACAGAAAUUUACGGAUGGAAAGAACCGUAGGUCCAGGACAUCGAGACAGCCUCCAUCUCCGUAGACACAGUGCCAACAUAAAUCUGCAUCGUAAACUGUUGACCAAAGAACUCGAUGACAUGGGCCUGGACUCGUCGCAGCCCUCCCUUAGCAAAGACCUCCGGGAUGAAUUUUUGGUGAAGAUCUAUGGUGCCCAGCACCCCUUGGGGCUCGAUGUCAGGGAAGAUGCCUCCUCUCCCGCAGGGACUGAAGACUCCCACCUGAAUGGGUAUGGGAGAGGCAUGACAGAGGACUACAUGGUCCUUGACUUGAGCACCACCUCCAGCCUCCAGUCCAGCAGCAGCAUCCAUUCCUCCAGAGAAUCUGAUGCAGGCAGUGACGAGGGGAUUCUUCUCGAUGACAUUGACGGGGCGAGUGACAGUGGGGAGUCUGCACACAAGGCUGAGGCCCCUGCCCUCCCUGGCAGCCUUGGGGCUGAAGUUCCAGGAUCGCUUAUGUUCAGCAGCUUGUCUGGGAGCAAUGGUGGGAUCGCGUGCAACAUUUGCCACAAAAUGUACAGCAACAAGGGGACUCUGAGGGUGCACUACAAAACUGUGCAUUUGCGAGAAAUGCACAAGUGCAAGGUCCCCGGUUGCAAUAUGAUGUUUUCCUCUGUGCGAAGCCGAAAUCGGCACAGUCAGAACCCUAAUCUCCACAAAAACAUUCCCUUCACUUCAAUAGAUUAGUCCCAGAACGGACACUACAAAUGCCAGCUCUCACCAGAUGGCCUACAUGUUUGAACUGCCGUUGUCAGUGUGCGCUUACGUUCUUGUCGGCGGGGUGUGUAUGUGUGUGUACCUAUGUGUACCUCUGUGUCUACAUACACACACAUACACAGAUAAUUUCUUUAGAUAAAAAAGAAACACUAGGUGCUUUUGAAUUUUUUCUGUUUCCUUUAUAGUUUUGGGAAAGGGGUGGAAUCUUUAAUUUGGGGGUGAAAAUAGUACCCCUUUAACACACACACACACACACACACACACACACACACACACGUAAAGCGUGCAUCUAGCCCCAAUUUUGAUAGAACAAUUCAUGGUCUUCUCCAAGGAGACAAUUUGUUGUACCCAUGACUAUUGCCUGCAAAAAUUAAAAGGGAGAAAAGAAAAAAGAAACCAACAGGAACUUUGUAUAGUUGUCUUUUGUGAACUUUUAAGGUUUUGAGAGAAUCUUCAAUUAAAGCAUGGCAGAUUCACCUGUAAAUAUUUAGCCUUGAGAGGCUGAUGAUGUAAAACAGUUGUAUUGAUGGUUGUUUAACUCUUUUGUUUAAUUUUUACAGUUACAUCCAGCUGUUAGAUAUGCAGGAAAAAAAUAGGUUGCUGGCUUAGCUCUGCUCAUUUAUGUUAGCAUUAAUGCACAUUUUUUUAAAAAAGAAAACAUGGUCUUGUUUUUACUACCUGUUAGAUAUAGUGAUAAAGAGGUGCUGGCAUGCUUUACAGCACAGAUCUGAUUUUUAAAAAUGUCCUGUACUAGUACAUAAAUCCAGUCAUGCACUUUUUUUCAUACACUACAAGAGGAUGUGUAAUAUCCAUGCUUCUUUUUUAUCCUUAAACUAUUGCCAUACUUCAGUAAGUGUCUUUUAAAAAAAAUCCACUUGUAUAAAAAUGGUCUGGUCAGUAUAGGGCAUGAAUGCCAAACAAAAGUAUUAGUGUUAACACAAAACUGCCAACUUUGCACAAGUUUCCAGAAAAGAAAAUACAAUUAGUCACUCAACAUAACCACAGGCCAAUUUGUCGGCCACCAGAAAACCGCUUUAAAAAAAACUUGGUGAUUCUUUCAAGUGCCGAAUGUUAUUAGAAUCAACAUUGCAUCCUUCUUGCUUAUAUGUUAAGUUACAUAAAAGGAAAACAAAAUUAUGUGGUGUGAAACAGCCAAGGCAUUUCUUCUUUAGAGGCAGGAUAAUAUUUCAGGAUACAAAAGCCCAAAUUACUCACUAUGGAACAAAGCUGAAUACAGUAAAAGAGUUGAACACUCAUUUCCAAGGCCCAAACUGUUGAAAAGGUCUGAAUUGGGUUGGUCUGUUGUAUGACUGUCUCAUUUGUCACAAAUUCUACAGUAGCGCUACGAUUCAGUCCUGUUUGACAGACAAAAUCAAAAGCCGUUUCACAGCAGAGUACUUGGAAGCUCUGAAAACGCGUGCUAAACUUGAAUUGAGCAGCUCUCCUUCUGAAAGGCGGGGGAAGGAGGGUUUCAGAUAGGAUCUUACUGUGUAGUGUUUUGUGUUUCCCCACAUGAAUUUGUCAGAGAGAAAUGAAAGCAAGCCUGAAACCAAGCAAUUGAGAGUGAGAAAGAGCGGGGAGACUGCUCCAAACCUUUUUUGUUUUAUUUUGUUUUGUUUCCGAUGUUUACACAUGUUGCCUGAGCUGGUUAACCACAUCGGCAGCCUCAGCUACCACAACAUACUGACUAAAUGAUGAUAUUUACUCAAAUUCAGUCUGCAGCCAAAACCAUUAGGGCGAGCGCCGCAGAGUAUGUUUUGUUGUCUUUUUUUUUUUUUUUAAGUGAAGGGAGGGGAAAGAUAAGGACUAUUUUGUCAAACAGUACACAGUCAGUAUAAAGAGAAUGUAUUUGUUUUCUGCAUUUAAUGGCCUCAAACAUUUCGCCCAUAAGUCUAAAAGUUAGAGAUACCCCUUUGUUAGAACCUUUUGUGUCAUUUCCAUUUCCCAUGUUUUGUAAUUAUUUUUUUCUGUGUUCAUAUCAGCAUUUAAUUCCGUUAAAUUUGCCAAAGGAAACUGUUAAUAUGUUUCUAUUGUUAUUAUUCCUGUAGGAUUUAUUGUACCUCACAGUAUUUAUUGUUUCCAAAAGCAUCAUUUGUUGGGGAUUCAGUAUUUUUUAUUUGUGAAAAUUUCAGAAACAAUAGAUUCUUAAAGAUAAGCUCUUCUUAAAGAUAUAUAUAUGAGCUUUAUCUUCUCGACUCCUUCUGAGGAUACUAUGGGGUUCUAUGGAGUUCCUUUGGUUCUGCAUUUGUUCUGCAGUGAGGAAAGAACAAAAGUAUUUGCAUUACAAAAGACACUAUAUCAAACACUAUGUCUGUUAAAUGACAAAUGUUUACGGUAAAAAGCUGAGGAACUAGUAAUAACCGUUUUGUUUUCUUGUACCUUUGAAUUUCCCAAAGUCUUAAUUGCUUCAUUUUGGUAUUGUGUUAAAUUGAAUAGACAGAGAUGUUUUUCUUUGUUUUAUACCUUAUAAGACUCUGUACAGUAUGUUUGUGAAAGAUUGAACUAGAAUAAUGAACAUUUGUUUGCAAACAUCUUGGUCCUCUUAGCGUUCUCUGUAUUGCGCUGUUGCUGUAUUAUCAAAUGAUUAGAUUCCAAAAGGGUGGAAAAACAUUUUUAGUAUACUAACAAAAGAUUAUGGAAACUUUGGAUUUUAGAGAGCAUUGACUAAAUUCUAUCUAAUAUUAAGAAUUUUCAUACCCAUAUUUUUUAUUUUAGCUUUUAAAAUUUACAUUGUUGGUUGUGGUUAUAGAACUCAUCUGUGCAAAAUCAUUUCCUGUUUAAUGUCAGAUAAAAGGUCAGGUAGCCCUAAUGAGUGACUUACAGAUCUAGCAGGAGGUCACAUCAGCAAAUGUACCAAGCUGAAUCAGUGUUGUUACUUGCCACAAAGGGUAAUGUCAAUACCCAGUUAGGAGGGGGGAAGAAAAAAAGAGUAAUGACAGUCUAAAAGAAUUUUCCUUAGUUGCAAACAUGAAUGUGUUCACCUCUUUUUAUUUUUGGUCAGAAAUGGCCCUGGGCAGCUGGCACUUUUAAAAUAAAUGUCUCCGAUUUAGUACUAGUUUGUACCACAGAUAUGCAGUUGUUAUGGUGGCCUUCUCAACAAUAAUGCUUCCCAAUAUUAAGCCAGUUUUUAUUUAAAAGGAAUAAGGGUGAGUGGAUGAAUAUGUAGUGCAUAAAACGUAAACUCAUAAAACACAAUUCUUCUGGUUGCAAGGUCUUGCUGCUCCCUGGUUUUGCCUGUGCAGUGUUUGACCUAACUGUAAUUCUUAAGCCAGUGGUCCCAAGUCUUACGUGCAAACAGGAAGGAUAAAAGGAUCUGCAUUUUAAUCCUUGAGCUCUUCAUCUUUGGCCAUUCCUUCUCAUUUACGUUUUCAUAGGAGUUUCCUGUCAUUAAGCAGUUUCUCUCUAGCUGCGUUCAUCUUAUGCUGACUGAAAAUUAAUAAGGAUGUAGGUUUUCACCCAAGCAGUUUUUUCCUGUUUGAUUAUAGCCAGGGUUUUAUCAUAAGUACAAAAUUAGUCAGUAUUAUUGUACAUCUUCUCUAACUGAUGUUGAAACUUGCUAUUUUCAUCAUUUUAAACUGUGUUUUUGUAAAUACCAGAAAGGCUUAGUCCACAUUAGUCUACAUGCAGUGGAGAGGGAAGACAGAGGAAGAAGAAAAGAUAAAUACAUUGAAAUUUUAAAAUGUGAUAAAAGUUUGACCUUAGUUUUGCUAGUAAUUAUCUAAAUUAGCCCAGUGUAACUCAUUGCCGGUCCUAACAGCAGCUGUCCUAGCCAGCUUGAUUUUUUUUUUUUUUUUUAAGAUUUAAAGGUGUUAAAUGUUUUUCUUCUCAACAUGACAAAUAUUUUUGGAAAAACAUUCUUAGCACAGUGGUUUCACUGCCUUUGUAGUGUGCUAUCUUUGGUUACGAAUUUGCAGGCCCUUUCAGUGAGAGGAGGAGGCAUGUUACUGAUUAAAAAUCCCAUUAGUAUAGACACUGCUCUUUUAAAAAAUUCUGAUUAUAUCAAGAAUGGAUGGAUCCAGAAGCAUUCGCCUCAUUUUAUUCAGGAUAUAUUAGGUUCCCACCAAAUAAAAUGUCCCGCCCACACUCACACAGACUAGACAUAUGCCAAGUAAAAAGAAUGGAGGCUUUUGGCAAUUAGAACAUAAAGACUCAUAACAAUCAGGUCGCCAUGGACUUGCCACUAACUGCUUAGGCAGCUUGGCCUGAGCAGUCCUAAAUUGUAUCUCUAGUUUGCUAGCACUGAUAGAAUGAACAAUCCAAAGAUAAGUUGCAUGAAGAACAUCUAGGAGAAACACUUGCAGCCUGUGGAAACACACUUUUAAGUUUCUUUUUAAAUUAUGCCAAAAAGAUUGUACAAAAAAGCACCUCCUCGCAAACAUAAAUACUUAAACCAUCAGGGUUGCUUUUCCCUUGUAUUCUUUGUUUUUUUACCAGGCAGGACCUAACAAGAGGGCAGUAAAAGAUGGGCAAAAAAGACUGGAGAGAGCACUAAAUUUCUAUCAGAAGAGGAAGUGACAUUAAGUAGAGGGUUGAUUCCUGCUCUGGUUUGGGGGUAGCUGUUAAUGCAUUAGACAAUAGUCCAAAAAAUCUGGUACAACGUGGUCUAGCAGUGGGUGACAGUGUAUGGAUACCAUGACAUGCAGAAUUCCCUGUGAUGAGGUGACUCUGGACACACCUGAGAUGAGACAAGCAAGUCAGCUGCACAGAGAAGUAGAUUCCUGAGGGAUCAGGACAGCAACAAGGACAUUUUCGAGGUUUUAGGGGAGAGUUAGCUUUUCGAGUCCUUUUGAGUGGAAAGGGAUGCUAGAGUCCUUUGGGGAGCAAAAAAGAUGCAGAGAGUAACAUAAACUAUAGAAAAGUUCAGUGACGAAUGUUUGUAAUUGUGACCAGAGUGGAGGAGCAGAUGUCAGAUACCAGCGUGGAUCUGUCCCUUCAUCACUUUUGCUUGUCACUAUAGCAAUACACACAAAGCUGUGAUUGUAAUACUGCUCGGCUGGCAACCUCUUGAUCAAAACUGCAGCUCAUAUCACAUCUUACAAGCAACUUUUAUUUUCGUAUUUUUUCCUCAGAGAUAAAGACCUGCUCACAUUGCUAUUAAAAUCAUACUUGAUUGGUUCCAAACUCACUUCCGUAUUUCCUGUCAUUGGAAUGUUGCUCACCCUAAAUGAUAAUUGUCAACAUGCAUGAAAAUCCAGCUAUAAAACUGACCACUGAAUUACCUGCCAUCACUUUUGACCAAAUACUCAUCUUGUGUCCUUUUGUCAUCCUUCCCACAUCUUGCACAAAUGAUUUUUUAUAGUCACUUUGUAGUAACUAGAUAUCAGCUACUGUUUUUUAAGCCUAAGAACAGAGGGUUUUAAAGAAAGCAUUUUCACAGGCACUCUGAAUUAAAUCAGCAUUAUUGUUCAUUAUAAUGCAAUAUAUAUUUUUCUGAAGCAACACUAUAGUUGUCAUAAAACUACCUUUAUUCAUCUUCUCUGAAGUGUUGUUGUAAAUUCACUGACCUUUAUGCAGGAAAAAAAAAUCUUAUAAAGGGUAUCAGGAUGUAGCUCAGUUCAUAACAAAUAGUGGACCAUUACGAAAGGGGAAAGGAAGAAGCUAGGGCUGCUCAGUGAGAAGCUUCAGUUCAAUUUCACCUCAUAUCUUUCUAAUAACUUACUUGUCACUUUAUUACCUUCCAGUAAUGUGAAUGCUGCUGACAAGACUGUCACACUAACAGCAGACAACACCCUCUCUGCCUCAGCCCCAGCGCUCCUGGCUGCUUAUUGCCCUGGCCCUGAAGGGACACAAACUAAUAGUGUGCUUUCCAGUUCAGCACUUGGCCAUCAAAUAGAAAAGGAUGCGUAAUUGCCUGUUUAUCCCUUGUGAAGGGGAAAGUGAGUACAAGGGCUAGGCUUUCCCACAGAGCUUCCUGAUGUGCACACACACUCCCCAUCAGCCUCUUUCUCUCCUCUUUUUCUCUGUCUCCUCCCUCCUUCCCCUUUUCAUCCUCCCAGCACAGAGUGCAUCUGCACACCUGCUGUAUGUUUGAGAAGCCCCAGUCUGCACUAGAUGCCCUCUCAAGCUGUUAACUGAACAGUAACAAGGUCCUUCUUCCAUAAAGGGUCAGUAGAGAGGUGCUCUCUGUGACAAAGUACCCUACUUGUUUGGAAACAAGUACUGCAAUUAAUGCCCAUCUAUUUUAGGAGCACUGGGUAUGGCUGUAAUUAGAGCAAAUUUUUCUUCGAGUCAGUAGCAAUAGUUGGAUUAGAUUGCUCCAUAUUCUUCUGUAAGGAAAAGAUUAAAAUAAUUUUCUUCCCCUUCAAAAACUACACGUGUUGUAAACAAACUGAUUAUGCACAGUGGUAAAAAAAAAAAAAAAAGAUGUUUUGGAAAUCUUUGGCAUCAAGCUGUUACUCUGAAUGUACACAUGUAUCUUUCAAUAGCAGAAAUCAAAUCCAUGUUUUAACAGGACUGAUUUAUAUUGUUAAACUAUACUGACAGUCUAAAAAGAAAAUAAGGUACUGGGCUUUUAGCUAUCUUUGUUACAAUAAGGACUACCCUAAUUUUAAAAGGAAACAUUUAUUAGAAAACUUUGGAUAAGUACUAAUACAGUGAGAGGCGGUUUUGCAAUACUGAAUGAUGGGAGACCAAAGGUACAAAGGAAGUAUAUGGGAAAACAUAUUCCAGAAUACCAAAAGCCAGAUAAUGUGCCCAUACUGCCUGUUACUUCUGUAUAUUGAGCUACAUAAACAAUGAGUGAAACCAUGGCUGAUGAGUGACUGAAGGAAAUACAAGAUCUAUUUGUGCACAUUGCUUAUAGAAGGGGACCCCAUGCUUCCAACCAUGUUGCAGCACUUUUGACAGAAGAUAGUUAACUCCUGUGAAGAUUCACAUUUCAAAUAAGAUGCUAGUCAACCGAAUAAGACCCAUGCAGAUGUCGCCUUUGCCAUGGACUUUUACAUGGAGAGAAGCGCAGAAUCAGGCAUAGACAGCGUAACAGACCUGUGCUGGCAAAGCUGUGUGAAGUCACUUCAUAAACCAGCGGGAGGUUGGGGAGAAACGCACUUUGAGCAAGGACUUUGGGUCAGAGAAAAAGCAGUUCAUUGACUUGAUGUUUUUUACGUUUCCAUAUUGAACGUGGAAUCUUAAUUAAAAACUCGGUUGCCAAAAUUGCACAAAUUCUGCUAGUUGAUAUUAGCUGUCUCCCCUUUCUCUAAUUAGCAGAAAUGCUUGAGAACAUUGUUAAUAUUUUUUCACAUUUUAUUUAGCUUGCUUUUAAAGAAUCUUCGAAGGACGGAAGGGCAGAAAAGGGUAUUUUUAAAAGAAAAAUGGAGAAAUGUAGAUAAUAUAAAAGUAUAUUUCUUGAAGAUAGAGAAUUUAAGUGCUAUACCAAGAUUUUAUAAGGCUUCCUGUUGCCAAAUGUGAUGUUGAGAUAAUGCACAGCUAAGAUGGCAAAUUAUCAAUUAUUAACUGGCUCUGCCCACUUCUGUUACGGAAUGCAAAGAUUGAGAGGUGACUCUGGGGAGAUCUUGGGUGUGUGAAAGAGCUCUAUUCAUCUGGCCUAGAAAUGUUUUCAAAAAGAAGGAGAAAACUCCAGCCCUCUUGGUAGUUCCCCAGCAAGGUGAACUGACCUGGCAUCAUUUCCGUGGGAGCUCACUGCCUGUCUUUCUCGUAGGAGACGAAGCAUCCUCCACCCCACCAUAGAGUCAGUGCUAUAGCUGUGAGCAGCACUGACUCAUGAGGUACAGUGCUCUUGAACUCCCAGGCAAUGUGCUGAAUUUAAUAGGUUCACUUGAGAUGCAUAAACCAAGGCUGACUGUUUUUUUUUUUUUAAUCUAGUACUCAAUUUGGAGCGUUUUUGCAUGACUUUGUACAGAGUAAGCCAUUCCUCUCAUUGUCUAUCUUAAUCUCCCCUGACUUUCCCAUUACAUUUCUCCCUCCUUCCCUCUGCUUGUCUGAUAUCACCCACUCUCCUCAAAAAUAAUAAGUAAAUAAAUAAUCUUUACUAAAGUAAGAAGGUAGAACACCCCCUCUUUCAACCUUAAUUUGAUUGCUUUGGAAAUGUGUGUUCUACCCUGUUUGGGGUUUACAUAACAUGAAUUAAAUUAAUGAGAUGUUUUAGUAUUAUAUAUUAAUCUGAUAUGACUAUCUAAGAUUUUUAAUAUGUGAUGCACUUGCUUUUCUGUGCAAACUUUGGUUCUGUAGUUCUGCAGAGAAUCUUACAUUUUCCUGUCAGUGCCAGUGUAAAAAAAAAAAGCAGAAGAGCUUGAUGUGAGUAUGUGGAGGUCACAGGCACAAGGGAGGUUGAGACACAGAAGACGUUGACCCGAGGCCACUUGGUCAGGCAGUGCACAGUCUACCGGACAGAUUAAGGGUGACAGACACUAGUGGGCAGUCCCUUAUGAGGUGAAUGUCCCUGUCCGCUGCUUCCCUCAUAUCCUGCCUGGCUCAUUCUAUGAAAUCCCUGCUUCUUUUCAUUCUCUCAAGGUAGGAGAGUGGCAGCCUGUGGCUCGGGAAAGUUCUCUGUUCUCUCAUGCUGAACCUAGAAUAGUCCUAUGAGAUGCAUCAAGAUGCCUCAUGUAGUUAGGAGAACACAGAGCUUUCUUACCUCAAACCCCCUGGUGUGUCUCCAAAAGCGUUUGACUCAACCUGCAUACUUGACAGUGAAAAUGGCCAAAGGGAAUUGAAAUAUCUUGAAGAAAAGGAAUUUUAAAAAAAAAAUCCAGAUGUCUUCUCUCUCACUGAGAAUUUAAGGGUUUAGUCUUUUUGUGUUUGUAUUGUUCUCACCAGCAUCAACCCGGUCUCUUCCAUUAAGCCUGCAGCAGAACCAAAGUCUGUACUAUCCAAAAAGUAACUGCACCAAGGGACAGGGGCAGCUUGGAUCACCCUGAUCUCAUUGUGAUGUCAGUAGCUUUGUAAAUGCUGUAUGUGCUUUAAGCAAGGUUUUUGUUUUUGUUUUGUUUUGCCUUUUGGUUUGUUUUUAUUAGUAGCCUAAGGUAAUUAUAUUUUUUAUUUGCUACUUUCUUUGUUGUACUUUCUGUACUAUAACUGUCUACAGUAUGUCUUUUGCAUAAAAUGCAUAAGGGUUUGGGAUGUAAAUGGAAUUUUAUUCAUAUUUUGUCCAAAUACCUCUUGUAAUUUGUAUCAAAAUUCUUGUACAAUUUUUAUAUUAAAGAUUUAUCAGUCACC
Molecule: messenger RNA, 15257 nt
Organism: Cavia porcellus (domestic guinea pig)
Lineage: Eukaryota; Metazoa; Chordata; Mammalia; Rodentia; Caviidae
Gene: Bnc2
Product: basonuclin zinc finger protein 2
Exons: 7
Coding region: 2934-6056 (1040 amino acids)
Biological process (GO): regulation of DNA-templated transcription
Cellular component (GO): nucleus
Source: RefSeq, a predicted model, not a curated record